AUGCCGGACCUGUCCAACAGCUCAAUGCCUCCGCCGUCGAUGGCCUCCACAUCCCAUACCUCACCGCUCAAGAAGAAGGACAGCUUCGGUCGCUCUAAAGGACUGAAAAACAAACAAAAACUAAAGACAGACUUCAGUGACUCGAUUGGCUUUCUGGACGACGAGGACCUCUCCAACUCGGAGCUACUCCUACCCCAGUAUCCGGUCAUACGGGAGACCCUAUGGCCGGACACCCCUCACAGUGACGACCAUAUGUUGAACUUAUACAACGGUUACAUAAACACCACAUAUCAUGAACAGCAACUCAUGAAGAAAGCGACGGUUCCCUCGUCUACGAUGGACGACCUCUAUGCCCGGUUCGCAUUGAGUGCCUUACAGUGCAACGAACGCAUCCGAGCCGUCGCCGAAGCCAUCGACUCGGCCGACACAUCCGACUCCGUACUAAUGGCUGUCGGUUUGGCCCCCAAAGCGAAGCCAUUGUCGCCGAUUAAAGACAACAAAAUUACGGGUCGCUAUCGGAAGGACAGGGAGGCGGACUUGGCUAAGAUUUUUGCCAUGGGCAACAGAUCCAAACGCCAGAUACGGCUGCCCUCGCGGUUCCACGAAAGCAGUCUUUUGAUGGGAAACCAAUGGGUUAUUCCCGACUACGACUCCAAAGGAAAGACCGGCAAAAGACGGCUACAGGAGGAGCAGAAACGCCUCCAAGAACUGCAUCAGAAGCAACUCGAACACGAACUCCGCUUUCAGACGCAUCACACGACCACUUCGGACACCAAUGGCGCCACUGCUGACGACUCGCAGACACAGUUGUCUAUCAUUCAUAAAAAGCUGAACAAAUCGCUCAACAAAAUGAAAGUGAAGACCAAGUCGGCGGCCACGACGCCCAACGGAACCGCUGUUGGAUCUAAAUAUCAGCUGAAGAUUCCGCACCAAAGGCUACGGGAAAUGCAGAUAAUUCGCGACCAAAAGAAUCAGAUGAAGGCGGCGGCCAAACUGAAGACCAGCCAAACGAGUCAACAAUCGCUGGACAAGUCGUUUACGUCACUGUUUUCGAUGUCCCACACCGUCGGCGACAAACGGGUCCUCUCGCUGUCGGCCAAAGCGAAGGCCAGCGCAUCCCAGAGGGCGCACGUGAACCAACUGUUCCGCCAUUUGGCCGACACUAUGAAUCUGAGCAAUAUAUCGACGAUUUGCAAGAAUGGAAAACUCAAUAAAUUGGAGACAAUCAAAGAGGCCAUUGAGACCAUCAAUAAGUUAGUCAAAAGGGAACAGCAGUUGUCAUAUAUCCGCAAAUUGUUGUCGAUGUGGAACCACAAGCUCGUCCUCUGCGACAAAGUGACACAAAAAGAUGUGAAACCGGAAGCCAUAAAAGUGGUGAGCGAUGUGAUGAAGUCAUAUAAGGCGAGUGUCUGCUAUAAAGUCGGAGAAGCGUUAGAGACAAAGAGCCGAGAAUUGCAACACAAACGCGCUCAACUGUUGGCUAAUGGGAUGACAACGUAUUCACUGCAAGAGAACAAAACUUUGUGUAACUCCUCUCCGGUCACGAAUUCGGUGCAAAUCCCAGUCCCAGUCAUUCCAUUCAAAGUCCCAAUCAAACGGAUUCACAAUANCUAA
Oppiella nova is the source of this 1614-nucleotide messenger RNA. Lineage: Eukaryota; Metazoa; Arthropoda; Arachnida; Sarcoptiformes; Oppiidae. The record is from the annotation of a GenBank genome assembly.